GCAGGGUCCCGUCUUAAUUACACCAGGGUCCAGACUCCAGACUCUAGACACCACCAUUCUCCACCCGUGUCAUCAUCGUCUGUUUUUUCUUGCGAUCCCCAGUCCCCAGUCGAGGAGGGUAAAUAUUAAAAUAAUACGACGGGUUCCUCCAGAACCAAGCCCCCUUGGCGAAGCAGCAGCCAGCCUUAUCUUCUCCUGUCUCAAUCAACUCCUGUCACUCUCUGGGGGUGUGUAACUAUCGCGUGAGGGAUUGCCUUAUCGCUCCUUGCCAGUCCUGCAUCGCUGACUGACCCCUCAAACCCCCAUUUCUUUGUCUCUGAUGUUGUCUUUCCUUUGAUUUUCCUUAUUUAUUCACUUUGUUUUUUUUACUAGUCAUUUUUACUAGUUCUACCCAGCUGUUGGUGGAUGGAUCAGGCCUGUCUUGCUGUUCACCAUGGCCUACAACGCAGUCGCCCAGGUCGACGAGGAGUUGGGUUUGGAGAGCCCGCGCAGUCCGUCGCUACGCAGUGGAUAUCAGCGCCUUGACGAGGUGGGCCACGCCGAUAAUACAGGGUCCGGCAGGGAUUUGAGUUCGAUAAUCCGCUCGCUGAGCUCCACGAGCUACGAUCUAGUCGAAGACGACGAUUAUGGCGACGACCUCGACCUCGCCGAUUCGCCCGUCGUGAAUGCCGCGCCGCGCCGUCACAUUCCUCCGCUCGACACCACCGAGGCCACGCUGCAUGCUUCCAGCCUCCCCCUGCGCAGUCCAUCGAGCGACGACUACGAGCCGGUGCCUCUCAGCCAUCCCACCCCGGAUCUACAAUCGUUGCAGGGCGCCUACGUGGGCAAUGUCGAGCGGCUGGAGCGCAGUGCCGAACGUUUAAGUCUGAGUUCCGUCAAUCUGGCCCAGGGGAUCCGCAAGAUGGAUCUCGAACAGAAGCAGAACUCUGCCAGCUCCGUCUGCAACUCCGCUGCCUCGCCGCGGGGAUCUAUCAUGUCUACCUCGCGCUUGCAGCUCGCGGUCGGCUCCCGCCUGGCUCAGGUUGACGAGCCGGGGCAUGAAGAAGACACCUACGCAGUUCAGUCGCCAGUCCCGGUUCGUUCGCUGGUUCCAGUUCCGUACGAGCUGGAGCAGAAUCAUCAUCAUCCUCAUCGUUAUAAUUAUUAUCAACAUCACCAAGUGGCAGCACCGGCGGAUUCGAGUCAGGAUGAUCGCGAUCCGGUAAUGGAACAGGAGGAAUAUUAUGACCGACCACACUCGGCAGCAUCGGGCGAUACAUAUCAACAGGCCCGUACCUUAUUCCGGGAUUUUGAUGGGGUGCACUUCAUUCCUCAAUCGCAGAUGGAAUCCGUCCGACGCGUCCCACUCACCAAACCACCCCUUGCCAGCGCGUCCGAGUCACACAAGGAGCCCAGACGAGGCGAAAACAUGGUAUAUUACCCGGCUCCCGUUCCUAAAAUGUUGAAUCUGCCCCCGCGCCUGUCACGGAAGCCUGCGAACGAUUGGGAGAAACGUCGCACCCAGGUCUUUGGCCCCGCCGCUCCUCCUCUCGUUGAGCAGAAGAAGUCGGCAGCGGUCGAGCAGAAUAAAGAGGCUAUCGAGGACCGGCGCAGCAAGCGAUACUCCAAGAUCCCCUCGCAAUUGCGUGCGAGCGUCUUCUUCGAGAUUCCCUCGGCGCAGCUGGAUCUGCAGGUCAAACAGGCCUCGGCAGUUGCUACGCUUGAAAGCAUCCUCGACGCCUCUGCUUCGGCGCCGGUCACAGCGUUUACCGACCAUCCGUUCGCAGGCCAUGUGGGCCGAGAGGUGUACGGCAGCUCGAGACCAAAGUCGUCUUCCAACGCCUUAGUAACGGAGAAGAAGCGACGACCAAAAUCGCAAGGCACCAUGGGUCUCUGCCACAGUUCCUCAGCCGGUGAUCUGAGAGAUGUUCCUCUUGACGUGGACGACCACUUCGCGCAGACCGAGGCCGAGGCUGCGGGCGACGACGAGGGAUCGGCGCUGCGUGGCUCCCACGAUGCGGACAAUUACCAUGACGAUCGCUCGGACAGAUCACAUGCAGAUGAACUCGACGAGAGUUCCCACGCGAACGAAGAAGAUAAUCCGGAAGCUGAAGAAGAAGACGACAACGACAGCGAGGACGACUUGGCUUUCGUUGGGCAACCGAACACACUGCUGGCCGAGCUCGAGCUACGCAAAAAGCAACUCCAACAACGUCGGCGCACCGUUAUCCUGGGUGAGGGUUUACAAUCCACCCUGCUCGAGCUGGAUGCCGUUGCCCAGAAACAGAGCGAGCGGCGGCGACGGCGCCCGGUGACACUCGCCUGGGAAAGUCCCGACCUGAGACACCAGGAGGGAGAGGAUGAUGAUGUUCCGCUGGCCAUCCUGUAUCCCGACAAGGCCCCCGGCGGUGACGAAUCCCGCCCCCUGGGGCUCAUGGAGAGAAAAGAGAUGGAGGAGAGCGAACCGUUAAGCCGGCGCCGUGCCCGACUCCGCGGCGAUGUCUCUCCGACCAAGCGACCGGCCACUAUGCACUCGAUGGAAGUUCCCCCUGUCGCAGCCCUGUCUGACAGCGGGGAUGAGGAAGAGACGCUGGCACAGCGGCUGAAGCGACUGAGGGGCAAAGACGGACCCAGCACGGCUACCGGCAGUGAUUUUACCAGCGAGGUGCUGGCGGAGCUCACCAGCCGCACUGACUCUGAUAGCAGACAAGAUCGCAACAGUGGAAACGUCGCUGCAGCUCCCGGGGAGGAGGAGGCAGAAGAACAAGAAGAAGAAACGCUGGCACAGCGUCGUAACCGCCUGGCAACGGAGAGCAAGACCGCCACCAUCACCACCACCACCAUCCCACCAUCCUUACCACUAACUGGCCAGAAGGCGAUCAAAGAACGCCGAAGUAUGGCCGCAAUCCCCCAAACGCACCCGACCGUCCUGGGCCGCCAGUCCUCUCACGACCUGCUACUGUCGCAGCCGACUCGGGGCUCAAGGCAUCCAUACCAGCAGCCCCAGUACGGCGGCAGCCGGAUGUCGAUGUACCAACUCCCGACCACCUUUUCCCAACCGGUCGGUGGCCCCUAUACGCCCCAGUAUCCUGGAUAUCAUAUGGCCAAUCCGUACGGCUAUGCUGCCGGCGGUUAUCACUACCACGAACCCCAGCCUCUCGGUAUGGGUGGCCUGGGCGGCAUGGGUUACACCCCGGCCAUCGAUCCAGGGCAGCGAGAUGUGAUCGACCGAUGGCGACAGAGCAUCCGAUAGUCAUCUCUCCUGGCGGUUCUUCAUUUAAGCAUUCUCAUUCUUCCAGCGAUCAGGCGGGCAUAUUGGGGUCUGUUUUUUUCUCUACUUUCCCUCUCUUUUGUUUAUGGCUAUUGAUAUCCAUUUAGAGUAGCCAGUCAGUCUAUAGUUACCCAUUAAUUUCACAACUGAUCUUCCAGUA
Molecule: messenger RNA, 3410 nt
Organism: Penicilliopsis zonata CBS 506.65
Lineage: Eukaryota; Fungi; Ascomycota; Eurotiomycetes; Eurotiales; Aspergillaceae
Exons: 1
Coding region: 434-3232 (932 amino acids)
Source: RefSeq, a predicted model, not a curated record